Stylonychia lemnae is the source of this 3294-nucleotide messenger RNA. Lineage: Eukaryota; Ciliophora; Spirotrichea; Sporadotrichida; Oxytrichidae. The record is from the annotation of a GenBank genome assembly.
AUGUCAUCUAAAUUAGAAAAGCCAAUAGGAAUCGUAGCUAAGCACUAACGGAACCAAUCAAUGCCGAUUUCAUUUAGAGCUCCCAUAUAAAACGUAGUGUAGUUAGCCUUUGAUCAUUUAGUGAAACGACUGGAUGAAAAUUUCGAAAUUGAUACCUUGGUAAUGACUGAAAUCAGACAUAAUAAGCCAUUAAUUCAAGAAUUUAUGAAAACAUCUGGUUCCAAACAUGAAUACAGACUUUUCUAGAACUUGCACACAAUCAUUGAGAAUCAAAGACAAAUUAAAAUCCAAACAGCUAAAAAUAGAUUUAAGACUCUUGAUGAUGAAAAAAUAAAAGAACAAGAAGAAAAAUUAAAAUAGGAAAAGCUACGCUAGAAAAACUUUGUCAAAAAUGACUUGGAGAGAGUCUAGGAAAUGUUCAACAAUAUAAUAAAGAAGUGUGAUUCUAUAGAUAGAAUGGCAGAAGAGGUCGAGGAUAACAAUAUAGAAGCACAAUAUAAGCUCAGCUUGAUAGAAGAAGAUAGGCCAUAAACAUUAAAACUAUUGGGCGAUGAACCACCAGGGGAGAAGAUUAGGGAGAUGAUGGAGAUCUGGGAUAAUGCUAAAAUUGAUUCAAAUUAUGACUUGGAGUAGCUACAAGGAGAGUUAUGGGUAACAGCAGAGGAGUUCGAGAAAAAGCUAGAGGAUGAUAUCAAGGGCUACUAAAUCGAGAGAUAAAAUCUUAUCGACCACUAUCUAAGGAAAAUUGAUUAGCAGAAAAAAAUUCAUUGCUUCUAUUUAGAAUCUUUAGAAAUUAGUUUUAACGACUAUAAGAUGAAGCAUAAUAGAGAUAUGGAACUUACGCAGAUGAUGCUGAAUGAUUACUAGAGUAAAAUCAUGAAUGAACACAUUACAGAUGAAGAGAUCAACAAAUUACUCAUAAGAGCAUCUUCACCUAGUGACAUGGAAGAUGCAAUAGUAAUUUACCUAACUAGAUUAAUCAAUGAUAUUUAGAGCAAGAUUCAACUCUUGAUUAAGGUCAUCAGAAAUUUCUAGGUGACCGCUCUCUUGGAGAUUCAGUUUAAAGAUUUGGAGAAUGCUAAUUUUAAUCUGGAGAUGUGCAUGAAGAAAAUCCUUGCAGAUCUUGGCUGUGAGGACGUAUCAGAUAAACUCAGAAUAAUGAUCUUUAACAAAGAAUAUCAGAAUCUAAAAAAAUUGAAUUUGCAGCCAGUUUAUGAUAAGGUCCAGAAAUUUGUUGAAUUAAAGAACUAAUUCAUUGAGAUUAGAAAUUCUAUGAAAAAUUGCAAACUUCAUUUGAUAGAUGAACUCUGGGGGAAUAAUGAAAUUGACAGAAGAGCCAUAGUAAAUGCUCUUAUGAGUGAGUCUUUGAUGGAGUUACUUGGGGUAGAUCUCUCUACAGAUGAAUUCUAGAUUCAAUUAAAUAACCCACAGAAAUAUAAGCCAAGUAUAGCUGCUCUUUAAACUAGAGUUAUCAUGAAAACAAGAACCAUCGGUGCUCCAAUUACAUCUGAUAAGAAAAAAGAGGACAUCCAAGGCAGUCGAAUGAGGAGAGAUGCGUCAUCAAACAGGAUAAAGACUAUAUAAUCUCCUUAAGGGGUUAAAAAGAGUCCUAUUGGUAUAAGAAAGGAGGCCAUUAAUAAUUUUACUUUUGAUGAGCAAACACCAGAAAAUAAACCUUAUACUGAAUCUAAGUUUAAGAACAGGAAUAAUUCAGUUGAAAGUGAUAACUCAAUGAAGGUGCCUGAACUUAGCAGGAAGGGUAAGGAGUCACUCAGAGUGAAUACCAAAAAUAUCAAUUAACUUGAUAGUAACUCCAAAGAUAAAGACUUUAAGGAGCAGGUCAAAUCUGCUAUCAAUAAAAAUAAAAAGCUGAGACAGACAUUUAACAAGUCACCUACUAUCCGCUAAAAGAUUAAAGAGGAACCUCAUGACAUGAAAGAUUUCGGAGUCUAAGUUGAACCUGUUAAGCAGAGGAAAUCAGAUAAAGAUAUAUAAUGCCAGGUAUUUACCACACUAAUAAGCAUUUUAUAGAUUGAGAUAUACGAGAUAACUAAGGCUCUUUAGAAUGAUACUAUUAGAGAAGAACCUCAACAAAGAAAAAGUCCUGCCAAAAAGAUGCCACUUUCAUAGAGAAGAGAAAGUAUUAUCAAGAAACCAGUCGAAUAGUAUGUUGAGGCAGAAAAUUAUGCGCAUAUUGUUGAUAAUCUAAUGACUUAUGGAAAAUUAAGAAGAUUCAAUGUCAACAUCAAUGAAUAAUAAGCUACAUUAGAGAGUAGAGGAGGGGAAACUUAGAUCACUAAUGAAACUGGGACUAUCGAUAACUAAAUUCAAAUUAAAAACAGCAUAAGAGCUGAUACUCAAUAGAAAUAUGCAUUCAGAAAAUCAUCUAUCCUAUACAAAGAGUAAAGCAUUAAGUCUGUGACAGAUCAAUGCAUCAUGACAGAUAUAUCAAUUAAUCCAGAUUAAAUCCUAAACAUGAGAUUGAAAAUUGAAACUCUAAGCACACUUUCAAACCUUAAUGAACUAAUCACUCAUUAGCAAAACAUUGGAGGCUUGAUUUUAAGCGAAGAUCAGUUAAUCAAGCAACCAUCUUUUGGAUUAAGAAAUCAUAGAGGAUUGAGAAGCAAAAAUACCUUUUAAUUGAAGAGGAAUUCAUUAGAUAAGCAACCUUUCAUGUCCACCUAAUAUUCCUAGGGAAUUGACACAAAUAACUCCUUGUUUGAUUCAUUCAAUGACAACUCCAAUCAACUAUUUCCCUAGCACAAACCUAUUAAGAAUAAGAAUAUGAGUCUUGACUUUGUACCAAAUUCAGCUAGAUAUAACCAGCAUAAUUUUGACCCUUAGCAAUUAUUUUAGGAACCAGUUUAAAGCAAAAAUUUCCCAUUCCCGAAAUCUGGCAAUAAGUUUUUCCCAAAUUUGACAAAGAAAUUAAGUGUUGAACAAAGAAAAAGCUAGAUUGAAUAGCAGAUGAAUGAAGACCUUAAAAUGAACAAUCCUCUCUCUAAUACCAAUAAUUCUGUUGAUAGACUAUAGAAUGAAAGUUCAAUAAUGGUAAAUUAUUAAGGAAUAUAGCAAAGAGAACUCAUGAUAGCGUCUCAAUAGAUCACACCAAGAAAUAUUGUUAGCUUAACUGGUGGAGAUUGGAGAAAGCAUCAGAAAAAUCUGAGAAAUUUAGGCAAAAAGGAUAGAUAGAUAUUUAGUGGAGGAGCAUCAAUGAAUUAAUCUGUAUAAGAUAGUCCUAUAUAAGUAAAUGGAAAGUUUUUUCAAUAUUAGCCAUUAAUGAAAAAGAGAUGA